AUGCGGGAAGUAAACAUCCUAACCCUGCGAUUACCAAGAAGAUGGAUCGCAAAGAUUAUAUCGACACGGUUAUCUAUCCCGACCUGGACUGCCGGUUCGAAAUUAGCGGGCCAAACGGCUUUCGAAUCUCAAACUUUCUCCAAGCAUUGCACAAAACUAUCAACAACUUUAUUCGAGAGGCUCGCAAGAACAACGGGUAUCUCCCCGGGAUGCAACCUGAAGUCGACGAGGGCCACACAACGACGCCUGCCUCAACGACUGUUGUUCCUCGUGUCAACCGUCUACCUGCCCGUAUUUGCGCGUCCUGCUACGCGCCCGAAAAUGAGUGUUCGCCGCAUAUUCGAGGAAGAUCAAAAGACCGAAAUUGAGAGGCUGACGAAUGCGAAACUCGAGGGACAGGAGCGGGCGCACCGAGAUGGAAAGGACUUGAAAGCACGGGCAGAGGCAGUGACAGAGCUAUGGACUAAUUGCGACAACAAAGAAGAAUAUGAGAAGCGUGCUGCUGAGGAGAAUGCAGUGCGUGAAGCAGAGCUUACGCCCGAGCAACUAAGUCUCAAUCAAUCGGAGUUUGGGCGUGAGCUCUCGACUGUUGUUGCCAGCUACUUUGGCAAGCAUGGCAAGCAGAUUGGUGAUGCCAUUUUUUGUUUGCGCGUUACGCGUUCGUGGACCCCAAGACUAACCAAAUUGGAUUCAAGAAGUGAGUGGCAAUUCCUUCGUGUUAACACUAUGCUUAUGGGGACAAGAAUUACGGUCAACGGCUUCAGCGACGAAAAGUUUGGCGGAACAACAGAGGAGUUCGAAGCUUGGAAGACUUAUGCAAUGCAUACUCUACAACCUGGUAGGUUCCAUUUUCGACUCUGA
This is a messenger RNA of Mycena indigotica, 861 nucleotides long. RefSeq lists its product as uncharacterized. NCBI's taxonomy places the organism in Eukaryota, Fungi, Basidiomycota, Agaricomycetes, Agaricales, Mycenaceae. The coding region runs from base 1 to 861 and encodes 286 amino acids. The transcript has 4 exons. The record is from RefSeq and is a predicted model, not a curated record.